Parascedosporium putredinis is the source of this 708-nucleotide messenger RNA. Lineage: Eukaryota; Fungi; Ascomycota; Sordariomycetes; Microascales; Microascaceae. The record is from the annotation of a GenBank genome assembly.
AUGCACGCGGUUCGCUUACUGUCCACAGCUGAUUCAUCCAUGGAUACUGAGGAUGACGAGGGCGCCGCCCCGUGGUCCAAACCACCUCCGCUUCCCUGUCUUCUCGGCCCAUUGAAAAAACACAUGCGGACCCCCGACACUCUCUUCCACACCCUCCUCACCGUCAUCGACUACCACGUCGACCCCUCUGGCGGCACGCAAUCCACCUACGUCCUCGGCACGCACACCGACCUCCCCGCCGCCAAAGCCUUUUCCAAGCACGCGCUCCAAGACCUCGGGUACGAGCGCGACGACUUCGCCACCUACGAGGAAGCCUCGGCCGCCUCCACCUCGGGCUGGUCCCACGGCGACGGCGUCAUCGUGCACGCCAAAGCGCCCGCCGGCCAAAUCUUCAACGUCGCCCUCGACACCGCCGCCAACAAUGAGGACGCGCAUCGACUACAACCGCGACCGCAACGGCGCGGCGAGGGAGACGCAGGUGCAGGGUUCCUACGUGCGGAGGGGGACGCCAUGAUUGCGGCCAAGGGCCUGCUGAACAAGGCGGACUACGACGAGUACGCGGAGCGGGACGAGGGCAGCGGCGGGGAGAAGUGGGAGUAUGGCGAGGAUGUUGUGGUGCAUGCUGUUUCGAGCGUGGGGGAGAAUUUUGAUAUUUCGGUCACGACGACGCCGGGGGCGCAUAAGCGGCAUGGGAAGAAGAAGGGCUAG